Molecule: messenger RNA, 981 nt
Organism: Acanthosepion pharaonis
Lineage: Eukaryota; Metazoa; Mollusca; Cephalopoda; Sepiida; Sepiidae
Source: the annotation of a GenBank genome assembly
AUGUCUGACACCGACGAAGAGUACCCCUCCCAUUCACCAAUGACGACCGAAUACCCAACUUAUGAAAUCGACUGUAACGUAAUGACUGUAAUGGCGGCUAAACCUUGCUUAUCAGUUCUCCUAAAUCCUCCUGAAUACACAGAGACCCAGUCUGUCGUUGAGAGUAGCGAAUUGCCUGAAAUCGAUCCCGUAACCCCAGACACGAGCCCUACUUUCCAAAUAUAUUCCCAACCUCUGGAUGAUGACAACGAAGAAUUUACAAAUACAGGAAUCGUCUCGACGAAAGCAGAAGAGUCCGAGACCUCUGUAGAGUACGGGGACUACUCAGAGGAUAACAUUUCAGACAAUUCACUAGACGAUUUGCUAGAUAUGCCCCCGAGUCUUAGAGAAAGCUGCGGUCACCGACUGCCCGACAUUUUAGAUGAUCUGACAGGAAUCGAAGGUGAGACGACCUGUCGCUGUGUAAGCGAUUAUCUGACCGUAACGGCUGAGAAAAUUCUGAUCUCUCCGCCCGCUGACAAGCAGAAUCGAUCAACAAGCGACACUCGGGUAAUAGAGACGUUAAACGAGAAUGAAGUCAAAGACGAAACUUUGCAAGAGGCGGUAGGAGAUUGCAAUAAAGCAGACGAUAUUAUGAAACGUACUGAUAGCAAAGAAGGCGGUCUGAACGAACUGACAUUUGACGAGUACAGUUUCAGUGGUUUAGAGUUUCAAAGCACAAAUCUGAUUAGCAAGGAACACAGGAAGAAGUACCCGAUACGAAAUAGUGUUAGUAACAUACCCCAAUCGGCGGGGCUCCUGGAACUUACCAAGGAAGAGCGACGAAUGAUAAUUGACGAAAUGAUAUUGCUGAGGAAAGACACAAUUAAAGGAAAUCGUCGUCACAGUUGGACCGGAAAUCUAAAAUUAGGUAAGUUUUUUUUUUUUUUUUUUUUUCAUUUCUUUUAUAUAUCCUUCCUACAAAUGUAUUGUAAAUUAUAG